AUGUCGUCGCAACUCUUUCCAGAUGGCGGAUGGGACGUCCACCACCACAUUUUCGAACCUGAACGGUUCCCCUAUGAUCCAAACCGACAUCUCACACCACCCCCGGCAUCGAUCAAAGAAUAUAACGAAUUCAAAAGAAAGACGGGCAUAACGCAUUCAGUCCUGACCCACGGUCUCUCCUAUGGCGCAGACAGCAGCUGCCUCACUACAUUCACCACGGACCUCGGGCGCGCAAUAACAAAAGGGAUCGCAGUCAUCGAUCCUAAAACCGUCACACCAGCCGAGCUAGCAGAAAUGCACGCCAACGGAAUUCGUGGCAUCAGAGUGAAUAUGUACCGAUAUGGUGCGAUGCAUGACGUCGAGCUUCAGAAGAUCGCUUUAAAGGUCCAUGCAGGUGCGCUGGACGGUCAUUGCACCGGGUGGAGCAUGGUGUUUACGCAUACCCAUCCGGAGUUCUGGGGUGCAUUGAAGCCACUUAUUGCGCGGGAGAUUGUACCAAGAGGGAUUCGGCUCGUAACGGAUCAUUUUGCCCUGUUGAAGGGGGCAAGCAUGUUGUCCGCUGAACUUGAGGGUGAUCUUACGCGGCAACAAGGGUUUGAAGAUAUCCUGGAUUUAGUACGAGCGGGUCAAAUUUUCGUGAAAAUCAGUKCGCCAUACAGGGUCAGUACCCAAGCUCCGUAUUUCGAGGAUCUCAAACCGCUCGUCAGAGCGUUGUUUGAUGCGAAUCCCCAGCAGCUUUUGUGGGGGAGUGAUUGGCCACAUACCCCCUUGAUGAGGGUGCGUACGAGGGAGGAGGCAUUAACAGAGACUCCGUAUCUAAAGGUUGAUGAUGUGGCUUGGUUGAAAAGCCUCCGCUCGUGGUUGUCAGAUCAUGAGUGGAAGACGCUGAUGGUGGAGAACCCCCAGAGGCUGUAUGAUUGGUAG
Aspergillus pseudoviridinutans is the source of this 924-nucleotide messenger RNA. RefSeq lists its product as uncharacterized. The coding region runs from base 1 to 924 and encodes 307 amino acids. The transcript has 3 exons. NCBI's taxonomy places the organism in Eukaryota, Fungi, Ascomycota, Eurotiomycetes, Eurotiales, Aspergillaceae. Gene Ontology annotation, molecular function: hydrolase activity. The record is from RefSeq and is a predicted model, not a curated record.